Molecule: messenger RNA, 2139 nt
Organism: Letharia columbiana
Lineage: Eukaryota; Fungi; Ascomycota; Lecanoromycetes; Lecanorales; Parmeliaceae
Exons: 2
Coding region: 1-2139 (712 amino acids)
Cellular component (GO): endomembrane system
Molecular function (GO): acyltransferase activity
Source: RefSeq, a predicted model, not a curated record
AUGAGCGCCCCAAACGACUUCAGAUCUUUCGCUGGUAUCAACAUUAAGCAAGAUUUCGGUUAUGGUAUAUCGACCAAGUCGUCCAAGCCGCCACAACCCCCUAAUGGCGAGCUCAAGCAAUCGCAGGCUUCCAGAGCAUUAACUCUCGCUGGGUAUUUCGUCUCGGGGUGCAUGGCAAUUAACGCAUCACAAUUCCUUGGCGCUCCCUUGUAUCUCGUCAAUGAAGAUUGGUAUAAUGCGUGGAUAGCAUUUACAAAACAGUCGUGGGGCCUUUUGACAAUGACGAUGACCCAGUGGUGGGCGCCUACAGUGGUGAGGGUGAGUGGGGACAGUACCAUGCGGGGACAAUUAUUACAGAGUGUAGAUGGGUCUCUGUUGUGCGAUUUUCCGCAACGAAUGAUUCUCAUUGCAAAUCAUCAGAUAUAUACCGACUGGUUAUAUCUGUGGUGGAUUGGCUAUGCAGCCGGCAUGCACGGUCGAAUCUACGUUGUCCUCAAAGAGUCCCUAAAACGCAUACCUGUUAUUGGCUGGGGAAUGCAGUUCGCCCAAUUCAUCUUCCUCAAGCGAAAGUGGGAGCAGGAUAAGCCUCGCAUGGCUGCUCAUCUGCAGAAGUUCAACAAUCCCAAAGAUCCAAUGUGGCUAAUGAUGUUCCCGGAAGGCACCAACCUGGCUGAUAGCACCAGAGAAGCUAGCAAGAAAUGGGCAGUGAAGAAUGGUAUAGACGACAUGCGGCACAUGCUAUUGCCGCGGAGUACUGGACUACAAUUCAUACUACAAGAGCUCAGGAAGACUGUGGACUACGUCUACGAUUGCACGAUCGCCUAUGAGGGGGUACCUCGAGGAGAAUUCGCUCAAGACAUCUUCACUGUGGGAGCCUCGUAUUUCGGCGGCCGCCCCCCAAAUUCGGUCAAUAUGUACUGGCGUCGCUUCCGAGUUUCGUCCAUACCCCUCGACGACCCCAAGACAUUCGAGCUAUGGCUCAGAAGUCGCUGGAUUGAGAAGGACAAGUUCAUCGAAGACUACCUUCGCACCGGACGAUUCCCAGCCGACCAAGGUACCAGUAAGAACUCAAAAGGGGAGACCAUUCGUGGUGCUGGUCACAUCGAAGCGGAGAUCAAGCCAAAGUAUUGGUACGAGUUUCUGCAGGUUUUCGCACCGAUUGGCUUAUUUGCUCUUGUCUUGUACAUGUUCUAUGGUGCUCUUCCUACAGAGAUCUUGAACAAGAUAAAGUCCAUCGAUCAAAAGACUGUGAUUAAGCAGAUAGAUGCCUAUCAAAAGGGUCAGAUCAAAAUCCCUGAUCAGAGGCAAUUGAAAGCCGCAGCAGCAAAAGCAUUGCAAGAUCAGGACAACGGCAAGGGCAGUAAGCUCAGGAAUGCAGCCUUGGCUCACGGCGUGGUAACUUUGAAUGGAGUUCCUCAGAAAGACUUUCCCACUCAAGGCAUUGGUAAAACAGCUGGUACAAAGGCGGCAAAGGCGAAGAAGCCUGGUGUUAAGACUAAAGCGUCACCGAAAACGGCAUCCGCUCCUAAACCUGUCACACUAAAUGGAGUCCCGUUGGAGGAUUUUCCUGCCAAAGGUCUUGACCAAGCGGCCAGCGUAGAAUUGAUUACGACGGAAAACUCCAAGUCAAAUACUGACACCACUACAACAGCUUUGGCCGUUCCUCAGAAGACUCAAGCGAAAGGUCCUGCUCUUCAAAAUUUCUCGGCCAACGACGCUCCAAACAAGAAGCUGCAGCCACGGAAUAAGAUCCCCGUCAAAAGACUGAAGGCUAAUCCUGUAUCUAAAGCAACGCCUGGUACGGCAAAGGCGAGGCAGCCGACAAAGGCAACGCCAAAAAGGACAGACAUCAAGCCCAAUGAGGACCUUGCGCCUCAAAGGAUUGAGCAAAAGCCUCCAACGACGAGUUCUUCGGCAGGCUCUGCAUCCAAAUCCUCGGACGUGAAGCAGCAAGCAUCGUCUGCACCUCAAAAAUCCGAAUUAGGAUCUGCGGCAGGUCCAGAAUCUGCCGCAUCGGAAGGAAAGAACGUGGAAAGUGCUGCAAUUCGCCGUGCUCACAAGAAGUUGGAACUCAGACAAGGAAAGCAGGAACCCAAACGAAAGAUACGUCGAUUGCAAGCAGCAGCUGCGACAUGUUGA